GCGCUCGUGCGAAGCAUGUGCUUCACCAAUGUUUUUGGUCACUCCCGACGAGCCCAGGUUGUGCCAAGCACGGAUCGAUCGCCUGAAUGACAUUAAAUUAGAAUGCAGGACUCUGGCUAUCCUGUGAAAGAAAAGGUUGUGACCAGUCUUCUGUAUAAACUGUACUUACAGAUAUUGGGCUGAUUGCUAGCUGAGUAGCUGGAAAGGUCGAAGCGUCAACAAUAGUCAACAACGGCGCUGGUGAUCUUAGCCCGGAAGAACUCAAGAGAACAGAGCUUCGCGAUCAGUGGCAACUAUCGUUCUAGCACUGGAAUUGGUUGUUGUUCUUAAGGCCAAGACACAAAUCGACAUUCUCGAACGAGAAAGACUGUAUAUUAAUAUCCAGCGUGGGCCGGUUUCGAAGUGAUAGUGGCAAGAAGAAGCAACGUCCGCACCAGUCCGACGAGCUGCUCCUGUUCACUAUUAAUAGCUUGCCAAGACCCCUUUGGCAACCCCGAACCUCGAUUUCGCUCGAAAACAAAACUCACAAAACACAUUCACGUACCUCCGCUCCACCUAAGACUGACUACAAAGAUAUAGAUACUGGCUAGUACCAGGUAGCAACAAACGAACGAAGAUUGCCAUGAUGAAGGUGACACACAAUCUGCAACAAAGGGGCGAAAGCCUCCGGCAACCGCCACCGCCACCACAACAUCACAGCAAAGACCAAACCAGCGAAAAAGUCCAAGCCCUGUUUAAGCAGAGAAAGCAGCGGGGAAAAGACGACGAAGCUUCUGAUCCCAAAGAAGGACCUCUGAAGACGCCGUCUCAUGACCCGUCCAACAGUUGCAAAGAAACAUCCUCCAGUGACUCGAUAAACCUGAAGCCCGAACCAGUCUGCAAGUCCUGGACACACCUGACCGAGGGCAUCGUUCAUCGAGGGAUACGAAAGUUUAAUGUUGGACUUGGGACCUACGCGGCGCAGUAUCCCAGACUGUGCAUUCUACUCAUUACGCUCUUUUCCUUUGGGAUCGUCAGUGUUGGCUUCUUCACCAACUUUGUGCUUGUCUUUAGCCAUGAUGACAUCUUCACACCCAUGCAUUCACGGCCCAAGCUGCAUUCGGAUUGGAUCCGAACCAAAAGCAACUUCCCCGAUACCAAUGAUUUCGUCUUUAUCAUUCACGCCAAUGGAGAAGAUGUGAUGAAUGUAGACGCAAUCCGGCGGCUCUUCUUUGCCUUGGAUACCUACCGAAACGGAACCGGCUACAAGGAGAUCUGUGCCCAGUCCCAUUACUUGGAUGUCAUCGACAAUGAGCCGGACUGUUGGAUCUGGUCCGCCACCAACUUUUGGCAUCACAAUGUGACCGAGUUCGAAGAAGCUAUCAACACCGACGAGGAAGUCGUGCGAGCACUGAGUCAAAAGCGCUUUCAGGAUGGUGCGCCCGUGUUUCAAGAAGCGCUCUUUGGCAAGUUCAAGUCGGUGAAUCAGACGUUUGUCUACAACGCCAUUGCCAAUGAGAUUUUCUACUAUCACCACAAGCAAGAAUACCUCACCUAUGUGCCCAACUACGUGGUCAAUAUUGGAAUGCCUGAAAUUGAUGACUCCUACUACUACCAGGAACGGUUGUUGGAUGUGUUCAAUGAGAUUCGAAAUGAAUGGAAACAGCAGACACCGGAAGAGAACCCCCACGGCGUGCAGCUCGAGUUCUUUUGUGGCUAUGCCUACGAACUAGAGUACGCCAGGGCUCUCUACAAGGACUUUUAUCUCGUCCCCGUCAUCUUCUUUGUGAUGCUGGGAUUUACCUGCUUCAUCUUUCACCAGUACGGCUCGCAGCAGGUCAAUGCACCAACCCGGGCCACCAUUGGUUUGGCAUCAGUAGUAACGAUCGGAAUGUCUAUGAUGAGUGGCUUUGGGUUGAUGUUUUGCCUGGGGGUGCCCUUCACCAAUAUCACCUUGAUGGCACCAUUCAUCAUAUUGGGUGUUGGUUUGGAUGACACAUUCAUCAUCACAGGAGCCUACUUUCGAAGGCUAAGCGAAGAGAUACAACUUGACCUUGAUGCGAAGGAACAGUCGUCGGGAGGGUCGGCAACCAAGAAGCAGUUGCAGAAUUCCGGCGACAGCGACGACGACAGCGACGACUCAGUCAUGAACUUAGAGAUAACCACAGCAGGAGGCAAUGUCAGUCCCCUCGAGCAGCUGUGGGACCAUAGCGUUGUGGUGAAUCGAAUUCGUUCGACAUUGGAAGAGGUUGGCAUGAGUAUUGCACUUACGACAAUCACUACCACAACAGCCUUCAUGUUGGGUAUCAUCUCUUCCAUUCCAGGAAUUCGAUGGCUGUGUCUCUAUGCAAGUGUCACGAUCGUGUUCGACUCCUUGUACCAAGUGACGUACUUUGUUGCACUACUUACGUUGGACGAACGAAGGGUGGUCCUUGCCCAAGCAAAGGCGAUGGUGCGACAAGAGCAUCAGGAGCAACAGGAGCAGGCCCCUUCAAUACAACAAGGAUCACGACGAUCUUGCUCGGCGAUAGUCGUGCCGAUGUACAACACUGUGAAAGGGUGGUUUGGGCGGCGGGUCCCACCCAACGAUGACGACGACAGCGACGACAGUCACUGCAAACACGAAGACAAGUCAGCUAGCAACAACGGAAAAUCUAAGAGGGUGUUCAUAGAACGAUUCAUGGCCUGGUAUGCAAGAACGUUGCUGAAGCCUCCUGUGAGGAAUUCGGUGAUCAUCUUCUGCACGGUUUUAAUGCUGGUGUGCGUCUACAGCACGACCCAGUUGAGGCAAAAGUUUGAUCCGCAAGACUAUGUGCCAGACGACAGCUUCACACAGGGCUUCUUUGACAAGCUGUAUGAGUAUGCGGCCUUGGUGCUUACAUUUGAGGUUUACUUUCGGGGAGUUGACCAAUCUGACCCCAAAAUACAACAGCAGAUGAGGGAUUACGUCUUUGAGCUAUCUGCAAUGCCCCAGAUCAAUCAAGAUCCCGAUUUCUGUUGGUUCGUGGACAUGCAGCCAUUUCUGACUGGUGAUAUUACAGAUGUUGACCUGUCGAAGUUGCCAGAGGAUCAAAAGGCCCAAGCGGAUCUAUUGAUACACACACUGCAUCACGGAAACAAGACGUUUGAAGAGAAGUUGGGUCUUGUCCUGGAUAUUCCGGUUCUUCGCGACCUCUAUGCCGAGGAUAUUGUCUUUAAUGACAACGGUGAAAUCGUUGCAUCACGAUGCUACAUGUACCUUCGGGAAUUUGACUUGGAUGACGUCCAAGGGCAAGUCAAUUUGUUGUUUGCGCAGAGAGCAAUUUCUGAGUCCCAACCCAUAAACCAGCUUCCCGAGAACCAGGCUGAAUGGGCUUUUUUCACGUUUGACACGUUCUAUACGUACUGGGAACUGUACGCUGUGGCCGUGGACGAGCUCAUUUUUACAACCAUAUCAGGUGUUGUAGCAGUGUGUGGCAUCGGCUUCAUCAUCAUACCCCACUGGACUGCGACAUUGUUUGUGGGCCCUUUGAUUAUCAUGCUGUACUUUGACCUUUUGGGAGUAAUGCAGUUUUGUGGAAUUGACAUCAAUGCUGUCACCUAUGUCACCAUUGUAAUCUCCAUUGGUUUGCUUGUCGAUUUCCUGAUGCAUAUACUGCUCCGCUACUAUGAAACCAAAGGACGAACGCGAGACGAAAAGGUCAGAGAAACCCUCGAGACAAUGGGUGCAUCUAUGAUGUUGGGAGGAUUUACAACAUGGCUGGGUGUCAUCCCAAUGGCGUUGUCCACAACUUCCAUCUUUAUGACAAUCUUUGUCGCUUUUCUCGGGAUGGUAUCGUUGGGACUUCUGAUUGGAUUGGCUCUCCUGCCUGCGCUCUUGUCAAUAUGGGGCCCCAUCGUUUCUGUCGAAGUGCACAAUUUGGGCAAGUCCAUAACCAAAGUGAAUGCCAUUCAUUCACUGCUUCCAGGAUCACGCUCCACCAGCAGCGCAGGCAGUAGCCCUCCCGUAAAAGCUCUUCUUGCAGCGAAGAAUCCAUACCGCUUGGUAGAACUCGACGAUGCUACAAAUGACAAGCCUUCGGUGCCAGCAAUUCUCCCGCACUCCCCCAGCUGGGGCGAUGAUGACACUCCCUCAAGCAAAGGCGCGGACAAAUUGCAAUCCACGCGCAAGCUACUGCUGCAGCCAAACUCAGCCUCCGAGGAUUCCAUCUUUGCAAGAAGCAAUGAUAGCGAUCCAAGUGAACAUCACCAUCCAACCGAGGAGGAGCCACAUCACGUUCCUAGGCCUCCCGGUACUGACUCGGACGAUCAUUCAUCGGAGAGGGCGGACGGCUUGGUUUUGUCCGAGUCCAAUCAUCUUGCUCCAUGCCCUCCCAGAGACCUAUCGGAUCAAUCCUCUAACAGUGUUCAGCGUAUAGUUGAUCCUGUGGACUCAGCAGUGAUGCCUUCGUCAUCGGUGAUGCCUUCGUCCUGCAGCAGUAUCCAGGAAUCCGCCAGUUGGGGAUCUGUUGAUUCAAGCUCGUCCUUGAUCAAGGUAGACACUACCGCAAACCACCACGGCAAUGAAGGCACAGCCAUGGCUUCAUGCUGCAGUAUCCAGGAAGCCCCCAGUUGGGGAUCUGAAGCCUCAACCUCGUCCUUGCUGAGAGAAAACCGUACAAUGGAAAACGCAACCUCUUCGGAAGAAGUCGACGACACUGUCACAGUUGGUUCUGACGACGAGAAACCAAGUGACAGCGACGACCACGAAAUUCAGAUUAAGAGUGCUAUCGCAGUGGCUUCAGGCUGCAGAAACCAGGAAACCCACUGUCCAUUUGGGGAGGACCAUGGCGCGUUCUUGAUUGAACGAAACCCUACGAUGGAAACUGCAAACUUUUCAGACAAUACUGUCACAGUUGGCUCUGAAGACGACCAAAACAGCCACACUCAUUCCAGCAACAGGGAGGAACUUGGUGACAUGCGUGAUUGAUGAUUGAUGGCAAGGUCUUUUCGUCUUCUCUCGUUUAAAGGCUGGUCCCAGCUCUUCGAACUUGCCAGCCUUCACUGCUGGCGUCCUCAAGGAAUCCGGUACCUCUUCGGGAGGGCAUCUAGCUAUGCCAACGACCGCAAAAUCGCAGCUCAAGAACACAUUUUUUAAAAGGAGAUGAAGAAAACACUCCUUGCAACUACCUAGCUACUAGCUAGCUACUUGCUAGCUAGCUAGUGAUACCGAUAUCAGAGAUGUUCAAGUUUCUGGGCGGUGUCCACUCGUGCGCAGAAUGAAGCCAGGUGUGCAAUUUGCAUUAAAAAACAAAAAUAGAAAUCAUAAUAUCCUUAAAAUAACCAAAAAAGUCUAAGAAGCAGUCAAAACUACAUAUAAUUGAGUAUUUUACGGAAAACAAAAGG
Seminavis robusta is the source of this 5343-nucleotide messenger RNA. The record is from the annotation of a GenBank genome assembly. NCBI's taxonomy places the organism in Eukaryota, Bacillariophyta, Bacillariophyceae, Naviculales, Naviculaceae.